ACCAGAGGUUGCCCAGCUCUGGGAAGCAGACAACAUUGGCCCUGGUCGGCAGCAGCUAAGCCCAAAGGAAACUGCAGGGCCCCAUGGCAGAGGAGGCCCCAAAGAAGACAAGGCUAGAGAGACGCGCUGCUCCCCAGGAUGACUUGCAGGGCCUCCAGGACAGCGUGUUCUCCUCCGAAAGCGACAACAGCCUGUACUUCACCUACAGUGGCCAGCCCAACACCUUGGAAGUCCGAGAUCUCAGCUACCAGGUGGAUACGGCCUCCCAGGUACCUUGGUUUAAGCAGCUGGCUCACUUCAAGAUGCCCUGGACGUCUCACAAGGACUCCUGUGAGCAGGGCAUUCAAAACCUGAGCUUCAAAAUGAGGAGUGGACAGAUGCUGGCUGUCAUAGGGAGCUCAGGUUGUGGGAGAGCCUCUUUGCUGGAUGUGAUCACUGGGCGAGGCCCUGGCGGCAAGAUUAAGUCAGGCCAAAUCUGGAUCAAUGGGCAGCCCAGCACAGCGCAGCUGGUGAGGAAGUGUGUGGCCCACGUGCGCCAACAUGACCAGCUGCUCCCCAACCUGACCGUCCGGGAGACCCUGGCUUUCGUUGCCCAGCUGCGUCUGCCCAGAAACUUCUCCCAGGCCCAGCGCGACAAAAGGGUGGACGAUGUGAUUGCGGAGCUGCGGCUGCGGCAAUGCGCCAACACGCGCGUGGGCAACAUCUAUGUGCGGGGCGUGUCGGGGGGCGAGCGGCGCAGAGUCAGCAUCGGAGUGCAGCUGCUGUGGAACCCAGGAAUCCUUAUCCUGGAUGAACCCACCUCUGGGCUCGACAGCUUCACCGCCCACAACCUGGUGAAAACACUGUCCAGGCUGGCCAGAGGCAACAGACUAGUGCUCAUCUCCAUCCACCAGCCACGCUCCGAUAUCUUCGGGCUGUUCGAUUUGGUCCUGCUGAUGACGUCUGGAACCACCAUCUACCUCGGGGCAGCCCAGCACAUGGUUCAGUAUUUCACCGCAGUUGGCCACCCCUGUCCCCGGUACAGCAACCCUGCCGACUACUAUGUGGACUUGACCAGCAUUGACAGACGAAGCAAAGAACAGGAAGUGGCCACCAGGGAGAAGGCUCAGUCCCUUGCGGUGUUGUUUAAAGAAAAAGUGCGUGGCUUUGAUGACUUUCUAUGGACAGCGGAGUCAAGGAAGCAGGGUGUGGACAUUUGUGUACAGAGCCCGGCUCCUGACACCAACCUAUUCCAGGCUCCCACUAAGCUGCCCGGCCCCCUACAGCAGUUUGCCAUACUGAUACGUCGUCAGAUUUCCAACGACUUCCGAGACCUGCCAACCCUCCUCAUCCACGGGGCGGAGGCCUGCCUGAUGUCCCUGAUCAUAGGGUUCCUCUACUACGGCCACGGGGCUGUCCAGCUCUCCUUGACGGACACGGCAGCCCUCUUGUUCAUGAUCGGAGCUCUUGUCCCUUUCAACGUGAUCCUGGAUGUCAUCUCCAAAUGUCACUCAGAGAGGGCGCUGCUCUACUAUGAACUAGAAGAUGGGCUGUACACGGCGGGGCCGUAUUUCUUUGCCAAGAUCCUGGGGGAGUUUCCUGAGCACUGUGUCUACAUCAUCAUCUAUGGAAUGCCCAUCUACUGGCUGGCCAACCUGCGCCCAGGCCUCGAGCCCUUCCUGCUGCACUUCCUGCUGGUGUGGCUGGUGGUCUUCUGCUGCCGGGUCAUGGCCCUGGCCGCCGCUGCCCUGCUCCCCACCUUUCACAUGUCCUCCUUCUUCGGCAACGCUCUCUACAACUCCUUCUACCUCACCGGGGGCUUCAUGAUAAGCUUGGACAAUCUGUGGACAGUGCCCGCAUUGAUUUCCAAGGUGUCCUUCCUCCGAUGGUGUUUUGAAGGGCUGAUGAAGAUCCAGUUUGGUGGGCACGCUUAUUACAUGGAAGCUGGCAACAUCACCAUCCGUAUCCCGGGAGACCUGAUCCUCAAUUCCAUGGGCCUGAACUCUUACCCGCUCUACGCCAUCUAUUGCUUUGUCAUUGGCAUCAGUUGUGGCUUCGUGAUCCUGUACUAUCUGUCCUUAAGGUUCAUCAAACAGAAAUCAAGUCAGGACUGGUGAUUCACGCCCAGACUCCUGCGUGCUGGUGAGGGACUCGAGAAGGCCAUUCAGCUGCACUCCCUUCCUCCCAAGGAGCCCCUUCCCGGGCACAGGGAGGAUCAGGACAAAGCUCCGCUACAUCCGGUCCACACUGCUGCAGUGGCACAGGCUGGCCACAGGAUGGCAGUAGAAUAAAGACAGUCAAAAGGGAUUUCUGAUCACCAGCUGGAGGUUGAGAUUACUGGGAACCUGAAAACCAUACCUGGGGGACACCUACAAUGUCAUUAAUUUAUUUCCUUUUGAUGUAUAUAUUUGUAUAGGCAACUAAUACAAGAUGGGAACAAAUUAGGUGUGAAUCGAGGUGUUAGGCCAUGUGGAAAAAGUAACAUAAUAGCUAGUGGAGUAUUUGGCCUCAUCUUCCAGGGUCCCCAAACUCUGAGCCAUUCUCAAUAUAGAAAAUUACCUAAAACAUAUCAGCAAGAUGCCAUCUCUUCUUUUUGUGUGAGGUCAUGUGCUCCAAAAGCUAAACUGAACAAUUAAAUAUUUAUUGAGCAAUUGCUCUGCGCCA
Messenger RNA from Capra hircus (goat), 2643 nucleotides. RefSeq names its product ATP binding cassette subfamily G member 8 (gene ABCG8). Gene Ontology annotation, cellular component: plasma membrane. The transcript is spliced from 13 exons. The record is from RefSeq and is a predicted model, not a curated record. NCBI's taxonomy places the organism in Eukaryota, Metazoa, Chordata, Mammalia, Artiodactyla, Bovidae. Gene Ontology annotation, molecular function: ATP binding; ABC-type transporter activity; ATP hydrolysis activity. Gene Ontology annotation, biological process: cholesterol homeostasis. Bases 84 to 2096 code for a protein of 670 amino acids.